AUGGUCUCCAAGAAAUGCUUCGUGCGGAUUGUGUCAUUCAUCCUCUUUUCUGCCGGCAUAUGCAUUUGGAGCACGAAGCUCAUGAUGAUAGGAGCCAUGGGAGCGGUGAUGAGUCAGACAGCCACCGGACCGGUGCUGGCAGCCUUUGUAGUGAUCCCACCCUUGGGCCUUCUUGUAGCAGUGAUGGACGCUGUUUCAGGUCGAUCCUCAGGGGGAAUCUACAUGACUCCGUUGGACAUUCUCUGGCCGGCAACCGUGGUUGCGACUCCCUUGCUUGGUCUGUUCUUUGCAAUGGCCAUGGUUCCGGCACCGCAGGCGAACGCCAACCAAGAGGUUUUACAACUCCAGGCCAGGGCGGCCAUGCUCCAAGUGUAA
Symbiodinium necroappetens is the source of this 375-nucleotide messenger RNA. The record is from the annotation of a GenBank genome assembly. NCBI's taxonomy places the organism in Eukaryota, Dinophyceae, Suessiales, Symbiodiniaceae.